Molecule: messenger RNA, 1989 nt
Organism: Exophiala xenobiotica
Lineage: Eukaryota; Fungi; Ascomycota; Eurotiomycetes; Chaetothyriales; Herpotrichiellaceae
Exons: 1
Coding region: 1-1989 (662 amino acids)
Biological process (GO): intracellular iron ion homeostasis; iron ion transport; copper ion import
Cellular component (GO): plasma membrane
Molecular function (GO): ferric-chelate reductase activity
Source: RefSeq, a predicted model, not a curated record
AUGUCGUUCAUGGGAAGCAUGCUGGCCCCACGGCACAUUCAGAACAUGAGUGAAGCCAAAAGUCUUCAACCUCAUUGGGGCUAUGCAGACAGGGCGGUCCCUUGCACCAACGAUGCAGGCUCGUGCAGCUAUCUCGACUCAGUCUAUCAUUCUCACGACCUGGGUAUGCUUUAUUGCGGCAUUCUUUGGGCAACGAUAGGAGGCAUCGUCUUUAUUUGGGGUAUGGGAAGGCGUGUCCUUACGACAGCACAGCACCAGCAAAGUACAAUCGGCCGUCUGCAGAGCACGAUUGCCUCAUUCAGCCGCCAACACUUCUUGCCAGACAGUGUCAGAAUUCUCUUUGGUCGGACUACUCGACUCCAAGUCCUCAUCCUCGCCACCUUGACAGCGUAUCUUGCUAUCUGGACAUUCGUCGGUAUCACUUACAAGAAAUGGGUUACACCUGUGAAGAACAUGCCGGGAGUCUACAACACGCGAACUGGCCUUGGACCAUGGGCUGACCGUGUGGGAGUCCUUGCCUACGCCUUGACGCCCCUUUCGGUCCUGCUCUCCAGUCGAGAGUCUCUUCUUUCGCUUAUAACCGGUGUUCCUUACCAGCAUUUCAACUUUCUACACCGCUGGCUAGGCUACAUCAUAUUCCUGCAGUCUGCAUUGCACACGAUUGGUUGGUGCGUCGUCGAAAUGAGACUCUACCAACCUCAGCCCACGGUCGGAAUUGAGUGGAUAAAGCAACUGUACAUGAUCUGGGGAGUGAUAGCCAUGUUCCUCCUGACGGUGAUAGUCGUCUCGAGUACACCGUGGGCAAUCCGCAGAACAGGCUACGAGUUCUUCCGCAAGUCACACUACGUCUUGGCCAUGGUUUAUGUUGGCGCAUGCUGGGGACACUGGUCAAAACUCAAUUGCUAUCUGAUUUCGUCACUUGUGGUAUGGCUGAUCGAUCGCGGUGUCCGACUGGUAAGGACCGCACUGCUCCACUACAACUACCUCUCGCAAGCCGACAUGGGUUUCAAGAGUGCGAGUGCUGCGAUCACUCGUUUUCCAGACGCUGUUAAUGGGGAUGUGGUGCGGCUAGACUUCGCUCAUCCGCAGGAUGCUUGGGAGAUUGGUGAACAUUUUUACCUAUGCUUCCCAGAAUUGAGUAUUUGGCAAGCCCACCCUUUCACACCGUGCAGUCUGCCUGGGCGCAAGCCUCAAGGCCAAACACACUCGUACGUUCUCAGGGCCAAGCAAGGGGAAACCAAGAGGCUUGCCAAUUUGGCCGCUGCUAAGGCUGCAGUCUCAGUCCAGGCAGGAAAGGCCAUUGUGACCAGUCCACCAACCACAUCGGUGAUCCUCACCGGCCCGUAUGGAGGAUCCAUCGUCAGUCAGCAGUCGGCGGAUACGAACGUGCUAUGUGUGGCUGGUGGAACUGGGGUGACCUUCGUCCUUCCGGUUCUGCAAUUUAUCGUGACACAGCAGAAUCUACGGCCUGAUCGGAGGAUUGAGCUCGUCUGGGCGAUCCGGAGAGACGAUGAUUUGAUGUGGGUUAAGCCAGAGCUGGAUCUUUUACAGCGAGCCGGAGCGGCGCACAACCUGAAGAUUCGCAUCUUCGUCACCAGAGAGAACGCUCGACCACAUGUCGAGAGUGCUAUGGCGCAACCUACAUCUAAGUCUUAUGUUGUCGAGGACAAGAUGGAACUGAUGUCGGAUUCAUCCUCGUCAGAUGAGUUCAAAACUUCAUCAAACUCGGGUGCUGGACUCCUCUCGAUCCAACAUCCUUCUUCUUUGGAACAAAGUCCUGUGUCGAGGCACCCUGAUCUGAGAGCUCUUGUCAACGGCUUUGUAGAUUCCACGGUCCGCGGUUCCACGACAGUAUAUGCAAGCGGACCUGGUGGCAUAGUAUCCGACCUGCGCAGGGUCGUGGCUGGCUGCAACUCGGCGCGCAAGGUAUGGAAAGGGAACGAGAGAUUCGAUGUGCAACUCGUCUGCGACGACAGGUUGGAAUGGUGA